GCUAAGCUAAGGUUGUCACUUUUUUACACCAAACUCUCUCUCUCUCUCUCUCUCUGUGGAACCAAAGCUUAUCCCACCCCACUUGUUGCCUCUGCCAUAUCUAAUAGGCAAAAAGAGUUAAAGACAGAGAGAGAAAAAGAGAAAAAACAGAAACAACAAUAACACCCAUCAGAGGGAAAGUUCAGAAACACACAUACAUAGAUAUAUAGAUAGAUAUACACAAUUCAGAUAAGCAUCAAAAAGAAAGAAAGUAACCAACUUUCUUUUCACACACUCACACAACAGCAACUACAUAGGUAGAGAUAGAUAGAGAAGAAGAAGAAGAAAGAAAAGUGAGUGAUGAUGAACGGUAGUUGUGGUGGUGGUGGUGAAGCUUAUGGUGCCAUUGAAGCACAGUACAUAAGGAGGCACCAUAGGCAUGAACCUAGGGACAACCAGUGCACUUCUGCACUUGUCAAACACAUAAGAGCUCCUGUUCAUCUUGUGUGGUCUCUGGUGAGAAGAUUUGAUCAACCUCAGAAAUAUAAACCAUUUGUUAGCAGGUGUAUCAUGCAAGGGGAUCUUGGCAUUGGUAGUGUUAGAGAAGUGAAUGUUAAAUCUGGUCUUCCAGCUACAACCAGCACUGAGAGGUUAGAACAACUUGAUGAUGAAGAACACAUUCUUGGCAUAAGAAUUGUUGGAGGUGAUCACAGGCUGAGGAACUAUUCUUCCAUAAUCACAGUUCAUCCGGAGGUCAUUGAAGGAAGACCUGGUACAAUGGUGAUCGAAUCGUUUGUCGUGGAUGUGCCCGAUGGCAACACCAAGGACGAAACUUGCUACUUUGUGGAGGCCUUGAUCAGGUGCAACCUUAGCUCUUUGGCUGAUGUCUCAGAAAGAAUGGCUGUGCAGGGCCGAACCGAUCCAAUCAACCAGUAACUAAGUACCUCCUCGGUCGAAAGAAGUUGGGGUUCAAUGGUUUAGACGAUCCGUGGUGGAGACAUGUUAAGAGUAUAGCUAAUACUUUCCAUGUUCCGCAGAAGUUUUGGAUGUUUUUUCUUCUAUAAUCACGGAUAAUGGUCCCCUGUUACCAUUUCUCCUAAAAGUUUUUAGCUCUGUAAUCCUCUUCCGAAGCCGAGUUUCUCUUUUUUCGCCUUUUGUAUGAUGAGAUCCUUGCUUCAAAUGAUGAGUACUUAGAGAUGGUAAUGGGGAAGCUGCAUUUUCUUUGCUUAUGUUCUUCUUCCUGGGUUUAGUGGAUGAUGAUGAUCAUCAUCUUGGUGUGUUACAACACUUAAUUCUGUAAAUAUUUUUGUUGGAGAAGGAAGACAUUUUCUUUA
Molecule: messenger RNA, 1313 nt
Organism: Arachis duranensis
Lineage: Eukaryota; Viridiplantae; Streptophyta; Magnoliopsida; Fabales; Fabaceae
Product: abscisic acid receptor PYL9
Exons: 3
Coding region: 340-915 (191 amino acids)
Biological process (GO): abscisic acid-activated signaling pathway
Cellular component (GO): nucleus; cytoplasm
Molecular function (GO): abscisic acid binding; signaling receptor activity; protein phosphatase inhibitor activity
Source: RefSeq, a predicted model, not a curated record